AUGUAUAAAAAAUUCACGGACAAGGAUCUCACAAAACCUCUUCAAUUUAAAAAAGGGUUAAAACAGUUUCGCGCGCAGGAAGCUAUUCUCGCUCGAGGAGUCGGACACGUUCGCGAUCUAGGAGUCGCAGCUCUUAUUCUUAUUCCACCAGGAGCCGUUCUCGUUCUUACAGCAGGAGCCGGUCGCGUUCCAGAUCUUACUCGCGUAGCCGUUCUCGUUCUCCUAAUUAUUCUCGAAAUAUUUGGAGCCUUUGGGCGGAUUAAGCACAUUGAAUUGGCUCUUGAUGAAAAAUGGCAAACCAAUAGGGGCAUAGCGUAUAUAGAAUUUGAUACUAGACUUGAAGCAGAGAAAGCUAUCAGCUACAUGGAUGGGGUAAUGGAUCAUCAUAAUCCUUCUUUGUCCCUCGCCGUCCGCCCUCGUUACCACCACCCAGACGUAGAGGCGGAAGAUAUAAUUCUCCCCCUCCGCCACCACCUCGUCGUUUCGGGGCGAGUAGCUACCGUGCUCGUGGCAGAUCUCCGAUGCGGCGACAUUCACGAUCCAGAUCUCCCACCCGUCGUAGAAGAUCAUAUUCAUACAGCGACUCAUACAGUUCAAGGAGUCGAUCUCGAUCUCCAUACUCGAGAAGCCGUAGCAGAAGUUACACUCGUUCCAGAAGCCGUACCAGGAGCAGAAGUCGCAGUCGCCACUAACGUCGCGGAUCACUUAUGCGCCCUUUCCUUCUUCUUUUCAUGCAUUAUAUAUUCACGUUGA
Molecule: messenger RNA, 753 nt
Organism: Acaulospora morrowiae
Lineage: Eukaryota; Fungi; Glomeromycota; Glomeromycetes; Diversisporales; Acaulosporaceae
Source: the annotation of a GenBank genome assembly